Periophthalmus magnuspinnatus is the source of this 1395-nucleotide messenger RNA. RefSeq names its product Kin17 DNA and RNA binding protein (gene kin). The coding region runs from base 143 to 1318 and encodes 391 amino acids. Gene Ontology annotation, cellular component: nucleus. Gene Ontology annotation, biological process: DNA damage response; DNA replication. The record is from RefSeq and is a predicted model, not a curated record. Lineage: Eukaryota; Metazoa; Chordata; Actinopteri; Gobiiformes; Gobiidae. Gene Ontology annotation, molecular function: double-stranded DNA binding. The transcript has 12 exons.
ACGCGGAAACUCGGCUCUAGUCGUGGAAGGAAAACAUUUAGUGAGUGUCUUUAAAAAUCAAAAAGGGUUGUUGUUUGUGUCCACAGUUUUGCUGCUUUGUCUACUUAUUGUCCGAAGAGUUUUUAUUGAGCGUUAAGUCGAGAUGGGAAAAGCGGAUUUCCUCUCUCCAAAAGCUAUUAGUAAUCGAAUAAAAGCCAAGGGUCUACAAAAGCUAAGAUGGUAUUGUCAGAUGUGCCAAAAACAAUGCAGAGAUGAGAACGGCUUCAAAUGCCAUUGUAUGUCAGAGUCCCACCAGAGGCAGCUGCUUUUAGCCUCAGAAAAUCCCUCCAAGUUUAUGGACUACUUUUCAAAUGAGUUCAAACAUGAUUUUGUUGAGCUGCUCAGAAGACGUUUUGGGACCAAACGUGUGCAUAACAACAUUGUGUAUAAUGAGUACAUCAGUCAUCGAGAGCACAUCCAUAUGAACUCUACUCGAUGGGAAACUUUAACUGACUUCACCAAAUGGCUGGGAAGAGAAGGAUUGUGCAAGGUUGAUGAAACUCCUAAAGGCUGGUAUAUCCAAUACAUCGACCGCGACCCAGAGACUAUUCGACGGCAAGAAGAACUGGCAAGGAAGAAAAAGCAUGACUUGGAUGAUGAAGAGCGCAGUGCACGUUUUAUAGAGGAGCAGGUUCGAAGAGGUCGUGAUGGCAAAGAGGAGGAUGACACCCCAGCUUACACUGAGCUCAAAAGAGAGAAUGAAGAAGAGAAAGUGGCAUUUAACCUUGGAGCCACUGCGUCUGUGGCUGGACCAUCAAAGUCAAGUUCUUUACUGGGUGCAAGUGCACUGAAAGCAGCAGCAGUAACCAAAAGAAAAGACAUGUCCUCCAGUUCAAGCUCUAAAGAAGGCAAGAGGAAAAAAUCUGCUCUUGAAGAGAUCAAAGAGAUGGAAGAACGGAGGAGGCAGAAACACGAACCGGUGAAAACUGAUUACUGGUUACAACCUAACAUCAUUGUCAAAGUUGUUACUAAAAGACUGGGAGACCGGUACCAUAAGAAGAAGGCUGUUGUUGUGGAAGUGAACGAAAAAUAUACAGCUGUGGUAAAGAUGGUUGACUCAGGAGACAAACUGAAACUGGACCAAAAUCAUGUUGAGACAGUCAUACCUGCACCAGGCAAAAGGGUUUUGAUUUUGAAUGGUCAAUACAGAGAUAUAGAAGCUAUUUUAGAAGGGAUUGAUGAGAAAAACUUCAGUGCUACACUAACACUUGACUCAGGUCCACAGAAGGGGCGGAGAGUGGAUAACAUUGCCUAUGAAGAUUUCUCCAAACUCGCCUGAUGACUGGCACAUUGGUCUUUUUGAAGCCCAGAAAGUGUAGGAGUCACUCUACUGUGUCAGAGUUACAACCUCAAACC